Messenger RNA from Erpetoichthys calabaricus (reedfish), 4014 nucleotides. RefSeq names its product E3 SUMO-protein ligase ZBED1-like. Gene Ontology annotation, biological process: regulation of transcription by RNA polymerase II. NCBI's taxonomy places the organism in Eukaryota, Metazoa, Chordata, Cladistia, Polypteriformes, Polypteridae. The record is from RefSeq and is a predicted model, not a curated record. Gene Ontology annotation, cellular component: nucleus. Bases 199 to 2277 code for a protein of 692 amino acids. The transcript has 2 exons. Gene Ontology annotation, molecular function: DNA binding; protein dimerization activity.
CUUGUGUAUCUGUCUGUGUGUAUCCAACCUCCGAGUGCUUGAAGUCAUGUCGUUUCUUGCUCUUGUGAUUCCUCUGCUCAAGGUCUACUAUGUCGGCUUAAAGGUGCUUCUAUACCAACUCUUCAACGAAUCGUUCACUUUGCCAGGUACUCAUUAAUGAGUGAAGGUACAUAAGUGGAACUGUGGGUCUCUGAAGCGAUGGAAAAUAAAGGAGAAGGUUCACUGUCGGAUCUCAAAUUGGUUGCUCACCCUCGAGCAAAAAGCAAAGUUUGGAAGUACUUUGGAUUUGAUACCGAUGCUGAGGGAUGUAUAUUGCAGUGGAAGAAGAUAUACUGUCGGAUAUGUAUGGCUCAGAUUGCCUACUCUGGAAACACUUCCAACUUGUCCUACCAUCUUGAAAAGAAUCAUCCCGAUGAGUUCUGUGAAUUUGUGAAAAGCAAUACAGAGCAAAUGAGAGAAGCUUUUGCUACAGCAUUCUCAAAGUUGAAGCCUGAAACGUCACAACAUUAUGUACAGGACACUAUAAUCAUGAAGCCCAGCUACGUGUACGAGAACAGAAAACACCAAGAUCUGACUUCUGCAGUCAUUGGCUUCAUAUGUGAGGGAAUGUAUCCAGUGUCUGUGGUUGAUGAGCCAACCUUUAGAGCCCUUCUGAAAACUGCAGAUCCACGGUAUGAACUCCCAAGCAGAAGCUACAUAUCAACCAAAGCCAUCCCUGAAAAAUACUAUUUGGUCAAGGAGGUUAUAUUUAAAGAACUAGCAGAUGUGAUAUGGUGUGGGGUGUCUGCCGAUAUGUGGAGAAGUCCCAACCAAAACCGGACAUAUAUCACCUUAACUGCUCACUCCCUGAACAAUUGCAGUAUUAGCAGCCUAAUAUUAACAACCCGGUGCUUAAAAACGUUUGAAGUACCUGAAGAUAACACUGCGGAAAACAUCACACGGGCACUUUAUGAAGCUUUUGUGGAGUGGGGUAUCAAUGGUAAAGUCUUCAGUGUUACGACCAAUUGUUCUGUGGACAUUGUCAAGGCUUGCUCCCUCCUUGACCUUCCUGUGCACAUGCCUUGUUUUGGACAUACUGUGAACCAAGGAAUAAUCCAAGCAUUUCAGCUUCCAAAGCUAAGUUCUCUAUUGAGUCGUUGUAGGAAGCUGGUGGAAUAUUUUCAACAGUCUUCAGUGGCAAUGUAUAUGUUAAGGGAAAAACAAAAACAACAGAAUGUGGCACAAUGCAUGCUAAUAAGUGACAGAGUAACUUGGUGGGUGAGCACACUUGCAAUGCUUCAACGACUAAAGGAGCAACAAUUUGUUAUUGCUUCUGUGCUUGUAGAAGAUAGCAACAACCAUCACUUGAUGCUUGAAGCAACUGAGUGGAGCACAAUUGAGGGGCUUGUGGACUUGCUAUUGCCCUUUAAGCAAGCAGCAGAUAUGAUGACAGCAUGCAAAUAUCCAACGAUCAGCAUGGUGAAACCUCUGUUGCAUAUGCUUUUGAACACUACAUUAAAAGCUAAAGACAGUGAUCUUAAAGAAAUUAGCAUGGCAAAGGAGAUAAUAACCAAAGAACUCUCUUCUACUUACCAGCAGACACCUGAAAUCGACAUGUUCCUCAAUGUGGCAACUUUUAUAGAUCCUCGGUACAAAAAAUUGCCAUUUCUUUCCCCAUUUGAGCGAGCUCAAGUAGAGAAUCGAGUUAUUGAAGAGGCAAAGGCUAUGUUAGAAAAAUGGAAAGAUGGAUGUUCUGGGUCUGAAGACCCACUUCAUUUCUCAGACGAACCUCCAAUUAAAAGACCGACAACCUCAACUCCACCUCCUGUCAAUAAUGCCAACAACAUUCUGUCUGUUAUCUUUUGCCAGACAGGCUCUGAUGAGAACCAGGAAGAGCUGCACGCUCAGGUAAUGGAGGAACUGAGCAACUUUAAAUCUCAGAAGGUUCUUGGACUCAAUGAGGAUCCUCUGAGAUGGUGGUCUGACCGUUUAGCCUUAUUUCCCAUUUUACCAAAGAUUCUUCAGAAGUACUGGUGUGUUCCAGCCACAAGCAUCUUCCCCGAGAGACUUUUCAGCUCUUCUGGUAAUGUUUUAAGUGGGAAGAGAAACCGGCUUGCUCCUGCACAUGUGGACCAACAAGUUUUUUUGUAUGAAAACACUCGGAAUGGAUGUGAGCCUGAGCCUACUGAUGAGGACGAGAGUGAGUGGGGUACGGAACAGGACCAUGUGCUGAGUGUAGGUGACACACAUGCUAUGCAUUCUAAUAUGGUUAACGCAAAAGACACUGGCUUCUUUUGAACUUGCUUUUUAGUAUUUCACUGUUGGAAUUUCCUUUUAUUCUUUUGAAUGUUGUAACUUUUACUUGUCUGUGUUUAAUUCAGUGUAUUGUGGUAUUAUUUAACACAGUUUUACACUGUACAAAAUAAAUUAUUCAUGCAUAAUUAAAACAUCUCAAGGACAUUGUUUCAAAAUGUAAUACUGAAGUAAAUGUUUUUGCCUGCUUUAGAAAAUUUUUAAUGUACUGCCAAAGCAGGUGCCUUGCAAAUGAUUAAUGAACUAAUACAUUUUUGUAAAUGUGAUGUGAAGUUAUGAUAAAUAUUUUAAAUUAAUGUAUUUAUAGUGCUGUGGUGGAGAAGAGCUAACCUUGUUACAAAUUACCGUAGAAAUGACUGGUGUUUGGCAAAGGAUUAAUUUGCCUUUUACAGUUAAAAGGCAAAUUAGUUAAAUUACAGUUGGAAACAUUUUGAUUUCAUUUAUCUGUAUAUUAAAACCUAGUAAGGCGCACCAGGUUGCUGACCAGUUUUAAUGUGCCAUUUUAAUUCACUAGCUUAUAAUUACUUUUGUGUAAAUGGCCUUAAAUAAGUAUCUGAUGGUAUGCUAGCACACAUUAACCAACAUAUAAAGUAAAAACUUAGUUUAAGCAGAUGAUGUAAAGGGAAUGGGAAAAAUGAUUACUUGUAACAUUUAUAAUGCAAAAAGUAUACUGCAUAGAUCCUGGGGAAAUUUGGUGCAAAAAACCAUAAAGUUUAGCAAUUUUAUUUUUUGUAAAAAUGUGAAGUUUUUUAAGGUAAUUUUAACACUGUGACAUAUACCUGACAAUUAUUUGCAAAUGGUGUCAAGCAUUGAUUUGUAGCAUAGCUCAUAGCUGUUUUUGGUUAAUAGCUUGUUGUUUUACAUCAAGGAAGAAAACCUGUUGAUUCUGAUGCAUCUAAAUAAUUGACUUGAUUUUUUAAAAAUCUUUUUAAUAAAAACACAUGAAAUGUCUAAAAGUAAUUAUGGUAAAUCCAGUACAUACGAGCAAUGCAUUAUUCAAUUAAUAAUCCUCCAGUCAUCUAUCCAUUUCCCAUUGUGAUUGUCCCAUAUAGUUUUGUUUGCAUUUUAAACCUAUCCUGGCAGCAUUAAGAACAAGGUUGGGAACCAAUCCUGGAUAGGCAGCCCCUUGUGAAUUCUCGUGGUAAUUCAAGUGUUCCAAUUUUAUAAGCAGCAGAAAGCCUAGUUUAUUUAAGUUUUGUGUGAAGGUUAGCUAUGUAAAGCCUUUUUUGCACACAAAUAUCACAAAUUUCCCUCAGGUGUCUUAGCAUAUUUUGGUAAAGUUUAAAAAAUCCUGCUGCCACUAUAAAGGAGUCCUUUAUGUAAGCAUAACCAGAAGUGCAGUUAAUUUCAAGUUAUAUUAACUUGUACCUUCAUUAUGAUUAUUUAAAAAAAAAAUCAAUGAAAUCUACAAAUAACAGUCAAGUUUCAAAUUAGUUUCUCUAAAAAUGUAAAUGGAAAGCCUGAUCAUGUUCUGAAAUCUGUAAUCUUGUUGAAAUUCAGAUACUCAUCUUGUACACUGUUAACGGUAAGACUGCAUUGUGUAAAGUCAUGUUAUAAGAUGUGUCACUUUGUAUCAAAUGUAAGAGACCAAGCAUUCUGUUCAGUUAUAUAAAAGUAACUAAAGUAGGUUUCUUUUAUAUGUUCUAAUUUUCUUUAAUUUUAACAUUUUUUCAUGUAUGUUAAAGAAAUACUUAUUUUUAAUAAAUACUGUAUUUCCGUUUU